Molecule: messenger RNA, 4769 nt
Organism: Gadus chalcogrammus (walleye pollock)
Lineage: Eukaryota; Metazoa; Chordata; Actinopteri; Gadiformes; Gadidae
Gene: gzf1
Product: GDNF-inducible zinc finger protein 1
Exons: 8
Coding region: 1971-4541 (856 amino acids)
Biological process (GO): regulation of transcription by RNA polymerase II
Cellular component (GO): nucleus
Molecular function (GO): RNA polymerase II cis-regulatory region sequence-specific DNA binding; protein binding; DNA-binding transcription factor activity, RNA polymerase II-specific
Source: RefSeq, a predicted model, not a curated record
AUUCUAAAAAUGCUUAGGAAAGGAGCCUCGAUGCUUUCUUUAACCCUCCUUUAGCAUAGUUUACAAACGUUACGCUUCCUUUGCGAAAGGAAAGGAGUAUCCCAAAAUCCUUUACGGCGGCAAUAUUUAAAGCAACAAGCCAACGACGAAGUUUACCGACAUUACGUGAAGACGCAUGAGAGAAGUGGUAAAGCAGAAGAAUAGAAUAGAAGAAAAUACAAUUGAUAAUAAUGGAUACCAAUUCCAGAAACAUAAUUAUUUGAAUAUAAAUGAAUUCAUUUAUUGCUGGUUAGUGAGCAUAUAAAAUACACCAUAAGAAAAUAAAAUGUCAACUUCACAUUUAAGAAAGACUACUGGGGGCAGUUAAUUUCAACAUCACCAUAAGUGUAGCCACUUUUUUCUUCUCAUGUGAAUUGGAAUUCAACUGGCCUAAAAUAUUCCCGUAGGCCAAUUUCGACCUAAGUGAUUCUCACUGUUGGCGAUAAACUGAUUGAAAUCAAUCGACAAGAACGCAUGGAUCAAAGAGCGCUGUUUUAGUCAAUCUUCGGAAAAUUGUAGUUUCACACUAGAGACGCUAGAGGUCGACAAUACCCGCCGUCGCGCAAUGACGUCGGUUAGGAAGAGGAGUCCAAUUCAUUUUUAAACAGUGCUGUCUUUUCCUAUGUUCGAAAUGAAGCACCUUUUCAUCUCUCCUUGACCCGAUGACGUUUUCCUCAAAGGUUAAGGAAAGGAGGCAUAAAGGUUAGGGGAUUUGACCUUCGUAGAGGCCCCUGUUUGUUUGUUUUUUGACCACUGUCGUGUUUGGGAUUGAUUUCGCUUCAGGAAAUACCGUCUGCGACUGCGUGUUGCUCACGGUACUAGCUCGGGCGAAUUGUGAAGAGUAAAUUGUGAAGGGCUGCUAUUUUACCGAGCUUACGGUAAGACAACUUCACCCACAAUCUGUCACUUGCUGCGAUACGCGGCUCCCUUUUGCUUACGUUUUGGUGGACCACCUUUGUAAACAAAAAGAGCCUCUCCCCCUGUGUGUUCUCUGUAAAGAAAGCUAUCAUUAGCAAAUAGCUUGCGUCGCAUAUAACAAUAACGUUGUAGCUGCUGUGUAUGUGCCCGUGCAAAUGUAUGGUGUGAUGUUGGUAAAUAAUACCACAUAAACCAGUGUGGCUUUCUAAAUAGGAGAGGUGCUCAAUUAAUAUAGGCCGAUAGCAAAAUGUCUUGAUUAUCGAGUUAGAUAUUUCAACCCCUUAAAGGGAUACUUCAACCAUUCAGAACCGGCGUUCUAUCAUUAUAGAAUCGCUAUUGUAAUAUAUAUAUAUAUAUAUAUUCCCCUCAGUCUAACCCAGUCUUCCGUUGGCCCAGCUUUCUUGAUCUAAUUUUCUCCCGAGAUGACGUCAAAUGACGCGUUUGACGUCAUCUCGGGAGAACUUUGCUUGCCUGCUAGAAGGGCUGAGGACUACAAACCACUGGUUCCGCAAAUUUGCGAGCCCCCACUAAUAAGGAAUGAGGGGGGGCGGGAGCUCAAGUACGAGAUGUGAACACAAUGGCCCUCAUUUAUCAAACAAACGUAGAAUUGAGCGCAAAUCUGAACGCAUGAUUCAUCUUACGAUAGGACCCACGUGAGAUUUACGAAACCUUCGUAUCACACCAAUCCCAGCGUACGAAGGAUCUUGCGUUGAUAAAUACGGCGGCUGAGAUCGAUCGUAAUGAACGUGACACGCCCAUAUAAAAGCGCGUCUUCAGAAGUCUCGCCCCCAACUUUUACGACAUGGAGAAACGUCCAACGGUAAAAUAGAGGAAUUUUUCCGAGACCCAAAUGGAGCCGCUCGGGUCACUGGUGGAUGCGAACCGUCUGGUUUUAUUUGGCAGCCUAAAAGCUGGCAAUAAAGGCCAAGAAGAAUGCUAUAUGGAAGGAAAUAACUGUUGCAGUGAAUAUUGUUUCCAAUGUUCGUCGGGCUACGGAAGAGCACCCAUUCAACAUGGGCGACAGUGUGGUCCAGCUGGCCUCCAAGGGUCACCAUGAAAACAUCCUCUCCUCCCUGCACCAGCUGAGGCUUGGCGGGCAGCUGGUCGACAUCACGGUUCAGGUCGACCACCAAGGGGAGAUGGAGGUGUUCCAGGCUCACCAAGUGAUGCUCGCCGCCUACAGCGGCUACUUCAAGAGGCUGCUGCUCUCCCAGGACGCCGUGCCCGACAAACUGUUCCUCUCCAACAUACGCACGGCUAACUUCUCCAAGUUCCUGGAGUUUGUCUACACGGGCAAAGUGGAAGUGGCCAGGGACAAACUGGGCGACGUCCAGGCGGCCGCCCUCCUGUUGGACUGCAAGGACCUCUCGGAGGUCUGCGGCAAGGCCUUGACCGCGGGCGCACACCCGCCAUCUCCGGAGGCAUCAGCCGGUGUAGACACGGAGCAGAAAUCCCCCGACACCGACGCCACGAAACAGCCCAGACAGGCCCUGAAGAGGAAGCGGCCGCUGAAGAGCACCAAGAGAGACGUGGGCGGGGGCCCGCAGCAGGCUAAGAAGAAGCCGGCCAAGGCGAAAGAGUCGGUCAAGGAGGAAUCUGAGGUCGCGGCGCCCGACGAGGAGGGGGCACGGCGGGUCAGCAUCAGGCUGGCGGGUCGGAAGAUCCCCGUGGGUCUGCUAAAACACCGGGACAUGACCGACGAGGACCCGGAGACCACGGACCCGGACAGCCCCUCGGAAGCCGAGGAGAACCGCGCCGUCGAAGGGGCCGUCGCUCCGCCAGAGAGCCCCGCCGCCGCCAACGACGGGAAGAAGGCCAAACCCAAGGACGUGGAGCCCAUCGCGGCGGCGGUCGGCGGCGGCGGCGACGAGGAGAUCGAGGGCGGGGGGGAGGUGCGUUCGCUGGACGUCGACCCGGACCUAGCCAUGUACCUGUCGGACGAGGAGGAAGAGGGAGCAGAGAAGAGGGCCAAGAGGACCUCCAAAGCCCAGUUCCAGUGUGGCAGCUGCCAGAGGACGUUCCACUACGCCCGGAGCUACGUGAAGCACAUCAGCACUUACCACGGGGUGAAGGCAGAGGUGACGUACCGCUGCGAGACCUGCCAGCAGACCUUCGCCAACCGCGGCAACCUGAAGAUCCACCAGCAGCACGUGCACAACGACGAGAGGCUCUUCUCCUGCCAGGUCUGCGCCAAGACCUUCAAGCGCAAGAAGGACGUCAUCCGACACCAGCGGCAGGUUCACGAGGGACGCGGACAGCGCCACAUAUGUCCAGAGUGCGGCAAGACGCUGAGCUCCAAGACGGCGCUGUCGCUGCACGAGAGGACCCACACGGGGGCCAAGCCCUUCCAGUGCACCGAGUGCUCCUCCAAGUUCAGCCAGAGCUCCGCCCUCAAGAUGCACCAGAGGACCCACACGGGAGAGAAGCCGUUCGCCUGCGACCUGUGCGAGGCCAGGUUCACCCAGAAGCAUAUGCUGUCCUACCACAAGAGGUCCCACACGGGAGAGAAGCCCUUCAUGUGCGAGGCGUGUGGGAAGAGCUUCGCGUCCAAGGAGUACCUGAGGCACCACUCCAACAUCCACACGGGCUCCCGGCCCUAUAAGUGUCAGCAGUGUGACCGCGGCUUCGCCCAGAGGAACUCCCUGCACCAGCACCUCAAGAUUCACACAGGCGAGCGUCCCUACAGCUGCAAGGACUGCACCAAGCAGUUCACCCAGCUCAACGCGCUCCAGAGGCACCAGCGCAUCCACACGGGGGAGAAGCCCUACAUGUGCGGCCUCUGCAACCGCACCUUCACCGACAAGUCCACCGUCCGAAGGCACACCAUGACCCACGACACGGACGCCCCCUGGAAGAACUACCUGGUGGUGCUGCAGGGCAACGUGGAGAGCAAGAAGCCCAGACAUUCUUCCAAGGGAGGGAGCUCCGGGGCAGGGGAGAGCCAGGCCAAGGUCGAGGCCGACGGCGGAGGCAGUGAGGCCAACGGUUCAGAAGAAGCCAAGGCCGCGACCGAGGUCCAGACACAGGCACCCGCCGAGGCCAUCAUGGUGCCGGGCCAGCCCGUCACGCUGCCGGCCGACUGGGCCUCCCACGGCACCAUCGCCCUGGUCAGCCACAGCUCCAUGGGGGGGAUCACGGUCAUCCACGCCGAGAUGCCCCCGGGCACCCAGCUCCAGCCCAGCGUCAUCUCCCUGGACGGCGCCACCAUCGCGGUCCCCUUCUCCCUGGCGCACGCCAUGACACCCAUGACCACCGUCGUCACCACCACCGCGACCGCGACCACCUCGGACUCGCUCGACGCCUCGAUGUCCGAACCCGCCUUGGCGCUGACGGAGCUGUCGGAGGGGCGCGUGGCACUGCGGACCGCGUGCGUGCUGGAAGCCGCCGUCUCCCAGACCCUCCUGGCCCCGGGGUCGGAGGUCGGCCCCGGGGAGCCGGGCAUCCACGCAGAGGUUCCCUGCGAGGAUCAGUUUGCGACGGAACAGGCGGAGGACGCGCCGACGCCGCCGAGCGACCAACCGCUAAACACGGAAGAGGCGAGCGUCGACGAACACAAGGACUCCUCGGUAGCACAAGAUGUUUAGAACGGAUUGACUCAAUCCAAGGGACUUCACUUCUGGGUUCUUUCCAUGCGUCGGCAACUUCUGAAUUAUAAUUAAUCACUUGUCUCGGUAGGAAAUCAGCCUUGUUUUAUUUUAAGCCGUACCUACCUUCACAGGUAAAGCCUCGGAUUUAUCUAAUCUACUUUCGGUCCGACAUUAAAUAAGCAAUCAGUCAUCUAAUUUAAUAAAAACAAAAACCUUAGCCGUGUU